Molecule: messenger RNA, 2427 nt
Organism: Lachancea nothofagi CBS 11611
Lineage: Eukaryota; Fungi; Ascomycota; Saccharomycetes; Saccharomycetales; Saccharomycetaceae
Source: the annotation of a GenBank genome assembly
AUGGAAAUCGAGCUGCCAGAUUAUGAUACGGAACAAGCUUUAAAAGCUAUUCUAGGGUCAGACCAAUCUCUUUUAGAUAUAGAUCAAUUGAUUCAUGCCACAAAAACGGCAAAAGUACAGUUAGAAGACGAAAUAACGGCAUGCUCUGUCUCACGAGCAGAUGGAGCUAAGAUAGACGAGAGGUCUGAUCUGAGUGCAAGCUUCGGUAGCCUCUUGAGCGAAGUGGACGGUAUCACUUCUCUUUCUCGAGACACAGAAGCGACAAUUUCGAAGCUGACGAGAGACAUAUCGUACCUAGACAAUGCGAAACGAAAUCUGACGCAGUCCAUGACUUUAUUUCAAAAUCUACAACUGCUGAGUGAAGCAUAUUUCCAGUGUCGGCAAUUGCUCGAUUGUAACGAUUUCAAAGCAAUGCGCUCGCCCUACAGUCUAAUGAGCGGCCUCCUUGAGUUUUUCAAGAACUACAAGUCUGUGGAAGAAAUUGGGAUAUUCAUGGGAAAGAUAUCUCGUCUACAGACAGAGACACUUGCAAGAAUAAAGAAGACCUACCAAAAGCUUCUCAGCUCCCCAUCCUUGUCUGAGGCCGAUACCAGUGAAUCGAUGUUGAAAGAUGGUGCGUGUGAACUCUUAGAGACAAAUUCUGGAGCCAAAGCCGAACUGAUAGAUUGGAGUGUGAACAAACUCCUCUACGAAAUAACCGAAAUUUUCCAAGUUAAUGAUGAAGCAGGCUCUUUAGAGAACUUGUCCAGGCGUUAUGCUUACUUCAAAAAAGUUCUAAACAGCUUCAAUUCAGAUUUUUCACAAUUUUUCCCUAAAUCUUGGGACAUACCAAUCAAACUUACCUCCCGCUUUUAUGCCACCACUAGAAAGGAUCUGGAGAUUUUGCUCAAGCGCGAGCUAAAGGACCAGCCGUCAAUCGAUCUUUUUAUGGGUUCGUUACAAACCACACUCGAAUUUGAAAAAUACAUGGAUGUGAAGUUUGCAAACCGUUUAAGUAACGACUAUGGCAUUGAAAAGAUCUCCAAAUCUUUCGAGCCGUACCUCGUACUUUGGAUUCAGCAUCAAGAGUCUAUGAUGAACUCCAAAAUACUCAAUUACAUGGCGGAAGACAAGCUGUCGCAAUCUUCAGAGUCCCUGGUUUUACCAUCCAGCGCUGACCUUUUCAGGACUUAUAGAUCGCUUCUUGCUCAGACUUUGGAGCUCAUUGAACCUGGGAGUGGCAGAGAUCGAAUGUUGUGUGAACUAGCCACAUUUUUCAAUACAUGGCUCACCACUUACUCUAAAAAGAUACUGCAGCCCAUCCUGAUUACACCUGAUGUUCAGAUUGAGAAUAAAGAAGAGGCUAUGCUGUACACAUUGCUGGUUUUGAACACGGCCGAUUACUGUUCAGCUACCAUACGGCAACUCGAAGAGAAACUGACGGAGUAUUUGACUGAAGGAAAAGAUCUCACACAAUUGUUCGACAAAGUACAAUCGCGAUAUAGCAGUCUAAUAUCGAGUGCCAUGGAUAUACUUUUGACUUUAUUAGUAUCUCCGGAGCUGGCCUUCGCGUGGAGGGAAUUCGAAAACACCGACUGGAAGAGUGUCGUAGUUGAAGAUUAUAGCAGAUACACAAUCACAUUAAAAAAUGUACUGCGAGAUGACCAAUCAAUCAUGCGUAAAGUUAUCUCCCGCUUUAACAGAGAAAUGUACAGCUGGAACUUUAUGGACAAAGUCUUAGAACUACUUCUGAGUGGUUUUCUGAAUUGCAUCCUCAGACUUUUGAAACCAAAGCCUCCAUUUGCAAAUCUCAAUAAUGCUCGGGUCUUGCAACUUGCACAGGUUGUUAACAUUGGGGAGCAACUUCAAUUGGAUGCGGAAUGCUUAAGGCAAUCCCUGAAUUUUUGGGCCGAUGAUAUGGCUGAUUUGAUCAAUGGGAGUAACGCUUCCCUGAAGAGAAUCAAAAAGCACAUUGAGCAAGGAUUCGACCAUUUGGUUAUGUUUACGAAACUUUUGGUUGUUCCGUUAGAGGUGCCAGAGACCUAUCAAGAAAAUUAUUGUGCAAUCACCGCUAAUAACACCAAUAUUUUAUCCUGGUGUUUUAUACUAGCCUUGAAAGGUCUUCCGUGGGACUUGGCCGAGUGGAAGCUUCUUCAUAGUGCUUUUAAAAACUCAAGUGAGGUGGGAGAGUCGAGCAUACUUCCAGUUUUUGAAAGAUGCAGAUCCAUACUAGUGCAGUUCGAAUAUGAUUUAUCUCACGUAAACGAUGCAACUUGGCAAAGAUUUAUUCACAAUGAUCUGGGUAUUAAACCAGUACCUAUUAGAAGUCCGAUGCCGAGCUCAGCUGGGGGCUCUAUGUCACCAACGCAACGCAUACCGUCAAGCAAAAUAAAUGGCAACAUCAAAAAUUUGAUGUCAAACACAGGGUUCUUUAAUAGAGGUGGGUAA